AUGGAAAAAUUAAAAAAGAAAAGCUGGAAAUGCCAAACUUGCAAAGCAAGGCUACCAAUAGCGAGUGAAAACUCCGACACUCCCUGUUCAUCUAACGUGACAAAAAGAAGCACUAGGCAUAAGGCACUUCCAGUAACGCCAUUGCAUAAGUCUGAAGAAGAAGAAUCAAAUAGUUCUGAUGAUGACCUACAUAGACUGCCAAAUAUUAGUACUUAUCAAAAUGACAGAGAGGAAGAGUUGUUAAAAGAAAUCGCCCAUUUGAAAUUAGAAUUAGAAAAAGCUCACAAUGAAAUAGAAAAUCUGAACAUGGAAAAUACAAAAUUAGAAAAGCAAAUUUUAGAAAAGGAAACGCUGACUGUAAAAUGGAAGAAACUGGUUACUGAAGCCAUGAGCACACCCAAAAAAUACACAUCUCUCACAAAACGAAAUACCAAGGAAAAGAAAAAAGAUAAGUAA
Molecule: messenger RNA, 456 nt
Organism: Parnassius apollo (apollo)
Lineage: Eukaryota; Metazoa; Arthropoda; Insecta; Lepidoptera; Papilionidae
Source: the annotation of a GenBank genome assembly